This is a messenger RNA of Dendrobium catenatum, 6002 nucleotides long. RefSeq names its product myosin-12. Gene Ontology annotation, biological process: vesicle transport along actin filament; actin filament organization. The record is from RefSeq and is a predicted model, not a curated record. The transcript has 40 exons. Gene Ontology annotation, cellular component: myosin complex; cytoplasm; vesicle. Gene Ontology annotation, molecular function: ATP binding; actin filament binding; microfilament motor activity. Lineage: Eukaryota; Viridiplantae; Streptophyta; Magnoliopsida; Asparagales; Orchidaceae. Bases 297 to 4997 code for a protein of 1566 amino acids.
ACUCCGAAUCAAAUCCCAGGAAGCUUUCCAAAAGCCAGCGCCGGGCGGCGGCUCUGCGGGCCCCGCCGCCGUCCAACUCGAAGCCGCAUUUCGGCCUCCGAAAUUCCUCGGCUGGCCGAAAUGUCGGUCCCAUUACAUCACCACCUCCGCUUUCCAACUCUUCCGUUGCCAUUCACAUUCCUUUUCCUCUCCCUCCUUUCCCUUCUCCAUCUCGCCAUCGGCUCAUCCGGAAGAAACACUCUCUCCAAAAAGGCAUUGCGCUCUUCAAUUCUGCAUCGGCGAUGCUAAAUUGAUCGAUGGGAACUCCGGUGAACAUUGUGGUCGGUUCGCACGUGUGGGUGGAGAACGCAGAGAUCGCGUGGAUCGAUGGAGAGGUUACAGAGAUCAAAGGCAGCGAUGCCACCAUCGUUAUGACGGAUGGAAAAACAAUUGUCACUAGUCUUUCAAAUAUCUACCCAAAAGAUACAGAAGCGCCUCCUGCUGGGGUUGAUGACAUGACCAAAUUGGCUUACCUCCAUGAACCAGGAGUGCUGCAUAAUCUUGGUUGCCGGUUUGCUCUGAAUGAGAUAUAUACAUACACUGGGAAUAUAUUAAUAGCGGUGAACCCAUUUCGAAGGCUUCCUCAUCUUUAUGAUGUUCAUAUGAUGGAACAAUACAAAGGUGCCACUUUUGGUGAGUUGAGUCCACAUCUUUUUGCAGUUGCAGACGCUUGUUAUAGGGCAAUGAUAGAUGAACAUGGAAGCCAGUCCAUUCUUGUCAGUGGAGAAAGUGGAGCAGGGAAGACUGAGACAACAAAGAUGCUGAUGAGAUAUCUGGCAUUCAUGGGAGGGAGGUCAGGGACAGAAGGAAGAACUGUGGAACAGCAAGUCUUAGAGUCUAAUCCUGUUUUGGAAGCAUUUGGCAAUUCCAAGACAGUUAAGAAUAAUAAUUCUAGUCGUUUUGGUAAGUUUGUCGAGAUACAAUUCGACAAAUACGGGAAAAUCUCAGGAGCAGCGGUUCGUACGUACCUUCUUGAACGUUCGAGGGUUUGUCAGGUUUCAGAUCCUGAAAGGAACUACCACUGCUUUUACAUGCUCUGUGCUGCUCCACCAGAGGAUGUAAAGAAGUUCAAAGUGGGAGAUCCCAGAACAUUUCAUUAUCUAAACCAAACGAACUGUUAUGAAGUAGCUAAUGUGGAUGAUGCAAGGGAAUAUCUUCUAACUAGGCAUGCUAUGGAUGUGGUGGGAAUAAACCAGGAAGAGCAGGAUGCAAUUUUCCGUGUGGUAGCUGCAAUCCUUCACCUUGGGAACAUUGAGUUUGAGAAAGGAAAGGAGAUUGAUUCUUCACGACUAAAGGAUGAAAAGUCUAAAUACCAUCUAAAAACAACUUCUGAACUUCUUUUAUGCAAUGAGAAAGCACUCGAGGAAUCUCUCUGCAAGCGCGUGAUAGUUACUCCAGAUGGUAACAUAACAAAGCCUCUUGAUCCGGACUCUGCAGCCCUGAGCCGUGAUGCUUUGGCAAAGACAAUGUACUCCAGAUUAUUUGACUGGAUAGUAGACAAAAUCAACAUUUCAAUUGGUCAGGAUCCUAAUGCGAAAAGCCUAAUUGGUGUUCUUGAUAUAUACGGUUUUGAGAGCUUCAAGAUUAACAGCUUUGAGCAACUAUGCAUUAACCUGACAAAUGAGAAGUUGCAGCAGCAUUUCAAUCAGCAUGUAUUCAAGAUGGAGCAAGAAGAAUACACAAGGGAAGAGAUCAACUGGAGCUAUGUGGAGUUUGUUGAUAACCAAGAUGUGUUAGAUCUAAUAGAAAAGAAACCAGGAGGAAUAAUUGCACUGCUUGAUGAAGCAUGUAUGUUUCCCAAGUCGACCCAUGAGACAUUUGCUCAGAAGUUGUAUCAGACCUACAAAGCACACAAGCGUUUCAGCAAGCCUAAACUUGCUCGAACUGCGUUCACAAUCAAUCACUAUGCUGGGGAUGUUACUUACCAAGCAGAUUUGUUCCUUGAUAAGAACAAAGACUACGUGGUGGCUGAACAUCAGGCUCUGUUGAAUGACUCAGCGUGUCCAUUUGUUGCCAACCUUAUUCCUCCAUUGCCAGAAGAAAGUUCAAAACAAUCCAAGUUCUCCUCCAUUGGUACUCGCUUUAAGCAACAAUUGCAAUCACUGAUGGAGACUCUUAGCACCACAGAGCCGCAUUACAUCAGAUGCGUGAAGCCCAACGCUGUUUUGAAGCCUGGCAUAUUUGAAAAUUUCAAUGUCCUGAAUCAGCUUAGAUGUGGGGGUGUCUUGGAGGCAAUAAGAAUCAGCUGUGCUGGUUACCCCACCAAGAGGGCAUUUGACGAGUUCAUCGAUCGUUUUGGGAUGCUUGCACCUGAUCUCGUUGACAGCGGCUCUGAUGAGAAGCAGGCAUGUGCAGCUAUUUGUGAUAGGAUGGGCUUGAAAGGCUAUCAGAUAGGGAAGAACAAGGUAUUCCUAAGAGCAGGCCAGAUGGCUGAGCUGGAUGCCCGGAGACUAGAAGUAUUGGCAAAUGCUGCAAGACUUCUACAGAGGCAGAUUAGAACCCACCUCAUCAGAAAGCAAUUCCUCAUUCUAAGGAAUGCCACAGUCAAGAUACAAAAAUUAUGGCGAGGAUGGUUAGCAAGAAAGCUGUAUGAACAUAUGAGGAGAGAGGAUGCCUCGAUUCGUAUACAGAAGUACUCACGAGGUCAUGCAGCAAAAAUGGCCUAUGCUAAUUUGAGGUCGUCGGCAAUUGUCAUACAAACAGGCAUGCGAGCAAUGGCGGCACGAAACGAAUACAGGCAUAGGAGAAGAAUGAAUGCUGCUAUUAUCAUUCAGACACAAUGGCGAUUACAUAAAGCUCGCAAAGCUUAUUUAGAAGUGAAGAAAGGUAGUCUUAUACUACAAUGUCUAUGGAGGGGACGCGUUGGUAGGAAGGAACUACGGAAACUCCGGAUGGCUGCAAGAGAGACUGGAGCAUUAAAAGAAGCCAAGGAUAAGCUUGAGAAGAAAGUAGAAGAGCUCACAUGGAGAUUAGAUUUUGAGAAGCAUUUGAGGGUUGAUCUAGAAGAAGCCAAAGCGCAGGAGAUUGCAAGGCUGCAAUCUUCUCUACAAGAAAUGCAAGAAAAACUUGAUGAAGCCAAUACUGCAAUCAUUAAGGAAAAAGAAGCAGCAAGAAUAGCAAUUGAAAAUGCACCACCGGUGAUUAAAGAGGUCCCAGUGGUAGACAAUACAAAAUUAGAGCUCCUGAAAAAUAAGAACAUGGAACUGGAGGAUGAACUAAGUGAAUUCAAAAUCAAGGCAGAGAAAUUUGAAAAAAGAUUUUGCGAGGCACAGAAGCAGGCUGAAGCAUUGACCAAAGAAACUGAAGAGUCCCAAGCAAAAAUAUCUCAGCUUCAAGAGAUGAUAGAGAGCCUUGAAACAAAUCUAUCCAAUCUUGAAUCUGAGAACCAUGUUCUGAGGCAACAGGCCUUGGCUGCUUCAGAAAACGAGGAACUGACAGAGGAAAUUAAAAGUCUUGAGAGCAAAAUAGCAGAACUGGAGUCAGAAAACAGGCUACUCCAAAGUCAGCCUGCGCAAGUUGGCCAGGAAACAUUGGCAGUUGAAACAGUACAAUCAGAAGUUGUCCAGUUUCAGACUCCUGAGAAUGGGCAUCUGGAAUCAGGAGAAGAACCUAAGAUAGAAAAUCUUUGUUUACAGGUGCCAGUGGUGGUCCCUCUUACUAUUUCCUUAAGUAAACAGAAGUCACUAACCGAUAGGCAACAGGAAAACCAUGACGCACUAAUUAAGUGUCUCAUGGAAGACAAGAGGUUUGACAAGAAAAGAUCAGCAGCAGCAUACAUUGUUUACAAAUCAUUGAUCCAGUGGCAUUCGUUUGAAGCAGAGAAAACAAAUAUAUUUGACCGUAUUAUCCACACAAUAAGGUCAAACAUUGAGAAUCAGGAAAACAUUGGGGAACUUGCUUACUGGCUUUCAACAACCUCCACCCUUCUAUUUCUUCUACAAAAUACCCUCAAAUUAAGCAAUGUGUCAAAGUCAGGUGCAAAUCAUAGACAAAGCAGUUCAGCUAGUCUGUUUGGCAGAAUGGCAAGAAUCACCCGUUCAUCUUCCCCAGAAUUAGAGAUUUCCAGUGGCUAUAGUGGAAUGGCCAGCAAAUCUGACUGCCAGUCCAGAGUAGAUGCAAAAUACCCAGCCCUCUUGUUCAAGCAACAGCUCACUGCCUACGUAGAGAAAAUAUAUGGGAAGAUCCGAGACAGAUUAAAGAAAGAGAUUAGUCCAUUUUUAACAAUGUGCAUUCAGGCACCAAGGUCUGCAAGAACUAGAUCCACCCGAGUAUCCUCAAAGAGCAUUCAUUCAAAUGUAGCAGCCAAACAAGCAUCAAAUAUACAUUGGCAAAACAUUGUUAAGAGCUUGGAUCACUUUCAAAUCAUAUUGCAUGAAAAUUAUGUGCAUACCAUGAUAAUACAAAAAAUUUACAGACAAGUAUUUGCAUUUAUUAAUGUGCAGCUUUUUAAUAGUUUGCUUCUUCGUCGAGAAUGCUGCUCAUCUAGUAAUGGUGAAUUCUUGAAGGCUGGUCUAAAUGAAUUGGAGGAAUGGUGUUCUAAAGCAAUACAAGAGUCUGCAGGAACUUCCUGGGAUGAGCUCCAACACAUAAAACAAGCAGUAGGGUUUUUGGUUUUGCAUCAGAAGGCCCACAAAUCCUGGGAGGAAAUCACAAAUGAACUAUGCCCAGCAUUAAGCCUUCCUCAAAUCUAUCGCAUUGGUACAAUGUUUUGGGAUGACAAAUACGGAACACAAGGUUUAUCUCAAGAUGUAAUUGGGAAGAUGAGAGCCAUGAUGACUGAUGAUUCUACCAACAUUCCUAACAGCUCUUUCUUAUUGGAUGAUGAUUCAAGCAUACCAUUUUCUCUGGACGACAUAGCACGCUCAGGAAUCGACAUCAACCUCGCCGAUGUAGAGCCACCGUCUCUACUACGGCAAAACUCCGAGUUCCAUUUUCUACUGCAACAGCUUACGAAUUGAGUGACUCCAUUUUUUUUUUUUUUUUGAAUUCUUUUUUGAUAAUAUGAAAGGAGGCCAAAAAGUGGGAAAAUGUAAUUUAUUUUCUUUUUCCUCUUUGGUGUGGCUAAGUAUUUUUGAGUGUGCAAAGUGUUUUUUUAUUUUUUCUUGAUUUUUCGGCUUUUAUUUUGAUUUGCCAAAAUAAAGGUUUUUUUUUUUUUAGUUUUGUUGUGCAGUUUGUAUUUGAGAUUGGGAAUUGUGAAUUGUAUUGUAAAAGGGAUAAUAAAAAGUAUUUUAUCUUGCUAUUGAGAUCAUAAAAGAACUGUUCUUGAUUUUCAUUUUGUUGUGAGAUUCAUGGAUGGAACCUAUGAUAGAUAUCUACACAUUAAACCUAUAAAAAAUCAAAAAAUUCUUAGGGGCUGUUUGGUAGCAGGAUUUAGGCCGGAUUUGAGGCGGAUUUGAGCGAAAUCCAGCCAAACGGCCUAAAAUGCAAAACCAAAUCUCACGGCAAGUGAAAUCCGGGAUAGACGGAAAAUUCCGCCGAUUCGAGCGAAAUCCGGGAUUUCGGAAAUCCUUUAUUUUGCCGGAUUUACGAAAUCUAGGCACUAGAGUAAGAGUCCCGGGUAAAUCCUGCUCUAUAGCCAAACAGUCACACAGAAUUUAAUUGGAUUUAUCAUGAAUGUUACCAAACAGUUUUCAGUAUUUAACCCCUCAGGAUUCCGUAAAUCCAGAAUUCGGAGGAUUUACGAAAUCCUACUUAAAUGAAAUCCUACAUUCUACCAAACAGCCCCUUAGAGUACCUAAAAGAUAUUAUAAUGAUUAAAAAAAAUGAUAUUACCAUAAUCAUAUAAAUCUCAAUUUUCAAAAGGUGUAAUCGAGUUGAGUUUUGUGGUGCAAAUAUAGCAGAAACAAAUUCAGAAUCAAAUCACAAUCAACCUAAAGAACACUGCUAUUUAUGUGAUUCGAUACAUUCAUGAGUGUUGACCUACACUGUAUGCAAACGAAGAAACGAAAAAAAAAAAAAAAAAA